AUGGACGACAAGCCGACCGCCGUCGGCGGCGAGGAGCACUACAGUCUGCGCUGGAACAACCACCAGGCUCACCUGCUGCGCUCCUUCGAAGCACUGCUGCACGCUGAGACGCUAGUGGACGUCACGCUGGUGUGUGCUGAGCGCCGCGUGCGAGCUCACAAGGUGCUGCUGGGUGCCUGCAGUCCGCUGUUUCGCCGGAUAUUUAGCGAGAAUCCAUGCAAACACCCGGUGAUCGUGUUGAAGGACUUCCAAGGAUGGGAGGUGCAGGCAGUUGUAGACUUUAUGUAUCGUGGAGAGGUGUCUGUGGCGCAGGAGCAGCUCGGGACUGUGAUACGCGCUGGAGAGUCGCUCCAGGUUCGGGGCUUGGCUGAUCAGGACCGCGAGGAGCAUGCCAGGUCUCCGCCACCAACGCCGUUGGCCAGGAGCCCAGUGCAGACCACACCGCCGGCGCCGUCACCACCAGUGAGCCCAGCGAGCCCGCAGCCGCGGCGGAAGCAGGCCCGGCCUCGUCGCCGCUCCGGGGAGUCGGACACGCCGGAGAACCUGUCGAUGCGGCGGUCGCCGAGCGGCGGGCUGAAGGCGGUGCGGCUGACCCGGCCGCGCUCGCCGCCCAAGCAGGAGCAGGAGGAGGCGGAGGCCGAGGCGCCGCCGCCGCGCAUGUUCGCGCCGCACCAGGACAUGUUCCCGCCAGUGCCGCCUGCUGCCGUCUCCGCGCUCUCCUUAACACCACCGCACAUGUUCGGCAUGGACUCUCCGCUGGGGCUGUUCCCUCCCGGCAUGGAGCACAAGAUGUACCCGAUGAUGGACGUGGAACACCGCGCGCCGCUCGACGCACAACUAUUUACUAACGUUAAAAAGAAAUGGCGACCAAAGGGUCAGCACAGCGCGCCGCGCGGCGGCCCACCUCGAUCGUGGACGAACGCCGAGCUCACGGAGGCGCUGCAGCAUGUGUGGAACAAGAAGAUGACGACAAGCCAGGCCUCCAGGAUCUUCGGCAUCCCGUACAACUCGCUGCUCAUGUACGUGCGCGGCAAGUACGGCAAGAGCCUCAAGCUAGAGCAGCUCAGGAAAGACUGUAUCGGCGGCCCGCUGGACGUGCUAAAUCUCAACUCCGGCAACAACAACAACAACCAGCCCUCAGGCAAACACCACGACAAAGACGACCAUUCAGGACAACGACCAGCGAGCUCCGAGCCAGACAUCGCCUCGAAUCCCAUGUUCAACCCAUUCCAGCAAGGGUUCUACCCAGAGUUCCCGCCGGGAUUCCCGAUGCCGCUCAACAUGCUGCAUCUACUCCCACCCAACGACAAAGCGAGGGAACUAUAUCAGUCGAUGCCGAUGGCUCUGGACUCGCUGUCAGGAGUAACGAAAGAGGAGGACUGCAAGAGCGAUAGGUCAAAGGAGAACUCUGCCGACGAGGAGGGCGAGUCGUACCGCGCGCCCUCGCACCCGCCGCAUCCGCCCGACAGCCGCACGCUGCUGCACCACAACGGACAGGACUAAGUCCGGCGCGUCUCCGACAUGCACUGUACCUUCAACUGUUAGACAAACGAUAAGUGUGAGCGGGCUGCGAGUCCCGCGCCGCGGCUGCAGCUAGGCAUCACCGACUCGCUGUAUCCGUCGGAGGACUAAAACUGGAAUUUAGUUAGUGUAUUAAUAAGUCUCGUAACAAAUCUUAAUUACGUGUUUUAGAAAUUAAUUUUAUAUCUUGUGGUCGAUCACUGGCGACAGAACUUAAAGUUGGUGUGCUUAGUGGUACUAUAGUGCAACUUUUAACAACUUUUAAAUGUCUACUAGCCGAAUGGCGACGUGACACGUUAUUUAAAAUUGGUGUAAGUCACAGAAGUAUGAAGAGUGGAGUACGGUUACGUUAGACGUCAGGUCGUUCUUGAUAUUUCUGUGGCGUAUCUAUUUAUUGUUAUUACUUUUGUAGAGGUAUCACUCGCGAGGAAAUCAGUGAGGAUCUGGCGAGGCGGCCACAUAGUGUAAUAUUUCGAUUGGAACCUAAAACUCGCUUAAAUAACUUUGACGGUAGCUGUACGCCGUGUAUAAUUGCUAUUGUUUUGGAUGUGCAAUACUUAAUUGGAACUUACUAUGAAUACACUAGAAAGGUUUCAGUUUUACGGAUAAAUUAAUUUGUAUUAGGAAGUAUUUGUGAAAUCUCCGGGAUCGCGACCGGCGACGUCCGCAUUAAAUUAGUUAAAUUUAUAUUUAAAAGAUGUGUUAAUAUUGUAAAUGUAUAUUAAUAUCGCGUACUAAGUGAUAGGCGAUAAUUUAUUUUGAAGGAGUGCAAUAAGUAUGAAAGGUGUUGUGAUUGUUAUCGUUAAGACAUUCCGAAUUUCAUUAUUGUUAACACAUUCCGUUACAUUCCCUAUUUUUAGAUAAUGUACUAUAAUUUCUUACGAUUUUUAUUGAAUAUAAUGCAUUGAUUUCUUCAUUCAUAGUGAACCUUUGUAGAUAUAAUACGUUAUACGUGCGAAUUCACUUCUGCAUUUCACCAAAGUUUGUAAAAUAUUUCGUAAUAAUAGUUAUAAUUCGAUGAUAAACAAUUUUUAAAUGUAAAUAGUUAUUGAUAAAAAAUUAAUGGGAUAUAAAUUUUUGAAUUAACCAGUAAAUAAGGUGGACAUUUAUAUGUGUCUAAAAUGGUAAAUAGUAGUGUAUUUGUAAUUGUUGUAGUGUUAGUGAUGUGAAUCAGCGAGCUGGGCCGAGUGGGGGACGCUGACGUCACAGAGGGCCGCGACGCACUAGUCACACACAUCCACUCAAACUCAAGCAAUAGCCUUCCAAACUCAAACUACACUCAAUUACACAGACAACCACAGAUACAGCACUAACUGGCGCAAAACAAGGACGAAUGUCCAUAUCAAAGAUAUUCAAUUUCAAUGUUUUUUUUUUCAUAUACACUUGAGAAAGGGUUAUAAUAUCAAAUCAUUGUCUAACUCACGAACCCUUCUCGAUCAAUUUCAGAUAUAUUCACAAAAUAAAAUGACAGUGCGCGCCACGUUUAGACAAAUAAUGUAUCUGCACUCAAUGUUCAAAUAAAAAGGAGCUUUCAAGAUUUUAGUAAAUAAUGAAAGUUAGAAUAAAACGUUCAUACUAUCUGGCUUUAGAUAAAUGUAUACAGUGAUCACUAGAGAUACCGUGUCGUUACUUAGAAUACAUCAUUUUACCUGUUGUAAAUAUAAUUUGUAUAAUAAUGACUAUAUCUGUUGAAUAAAUCGUUUCCUUUAUACGCUAUACCCAAAUCUAACAGUAUUUACGUUCUAUAACAGUUCGUUUCUUUUAACUACAAUGUUCCCGCGUUUUUGCUCGGAAUAAUCAAUAUUUUCAUCCAAAUUAAUUAUCUAUAGUCGACGGAACAUGAAAUCUCUCAACAGAAGACUGAACACUAUUUACGAUUCUAUUUUAUAAAAGAUAUUGUACAUUUCACAUAACAGUACAGCAACGAUGGAAUCCUCAUACCUACAUACAGUAGUAACACAUAGUGUCACUUCAUAAUAACAAUAUUAUCAUUACAGGGAUUUUAUAUAUUAAACGAUUAAAUAUGAUUAAAAUAUUGUAAUAGUUUUAACAGAUUUUAUAUUGCUUUUUCUCAUUCCGUUUACGCUGGCAACAUUGAAGAAAGCAAAUACCGCGCACUUUUGUAUUUAAAUGUAACGGAUUCACAUGUAGAUAAUAUAAUAAGGUCAUGUAUUGAAUAAAUAAACAAUUGUCUGUAUGAAACGUAAAUACAUGUGCCAAAAAUUGUAAUGAAAUGAUUUGACGCGCAGGCGUCGGCGUUACUUUACUGUUCUACGAUGUUCCCUACUGAGCUUGUGUUGUGACUUGUGACCAUAGUUUACGUUCAAUAUUUCCCUAAUUCGUACAAAUUCAGCAGUAUUAGAGUGAUUUUGUUAAAGUUUUAAUUGAGAAGUUUUUUUUGUAAUUAAGUUUUGUUAUUUGUUAAUGUGUAGGUCCUUCGAUUGACGAAAUGGUUAUGCUUAGAGAAUGUUUUACAAAGUUCAGACGGAAUAUGUUCUGUGUAUAUGUAUAUUUACGGUUCUGUGGUUUACCUUAUUGCUUUAACACUUCGUUAUAUAGUAAAUUCUGUUUAUUCUCGAGCUCUCUCCGCCGCUAGACACGUUCUUGUAAAACUACGUUCAGCUUUUCAGCACUGUUCUCAUUAAGCAUAGGUGACAUCAGGAGCCAAAUGUAAUAACGUAAAGAAUUCAUAGAUAAUAUAUUGUACGACAUUGAGUACUUAUUUUUAGUUAUAAAAUGUGAUUGUAUUAAUUUAAGUAAAAUUCAAAAUAUUUAGUUCCUUCAAUUUUUGUUACGAGUAUUUAUAAAUUGUAAUUGCAAUGAUUUUUAGCUUUUAGAUAAUUGUUCUCUCCGAUAAAGAGUAUAAUUAAUUGUAAGUUUUAUUUUUUGUAAUUUAAUUUGUUGUAUUUUGCUUAAUAUAAUGACAAAUUAAAUUAAAUGAUAUCGUUACAUUAGGGUGUAAAAAAGAUUAUCUAUUUGAUCUUAAAUAAAAUACGAAAAAAUAUUUAUGUUCUAGUAUCAUUCUAACGUGUAAUUGAAAUCGAAAGAUGGAGCGUUGUAGUAAAAUUCGUUUACGGUCACCGACGUAAAGUGUAAAAAAUAAAAAUAUGAAAUACCAA
Molecule: messenger RNA, 4640 nt
Organism: Helicoverpa zea (corn earworm)
Lineage: Eukaryota; Metazoa; Arthropoda; Insecta; Lepidoptera; Noctuidae
Gene: lov
Product: protein jim lovell
Exons: 3
Coding region: 1-1503 (500 amino acids)
Biological process (GO): regulation of transcription by RNA polymerase II
Cellular component (GO): nucleus
Molecular function (GO): DNA binding; protein binding
Source: RefSeq, a predicted model, not a curated record